CAGGCGACCGAAUAGCAGCAGCGGUAACUCUGCUGCAGUGCAUCAGGUACUCUCCAUAGUAGUGUUGUAGUCUGGCAGGCUCUCCCGAGGCAGCAGCAUCACCAUGAUGGACCACUUUGAAAAUGCGCCCCAGUUCCAGAAAAGUGGCGCCGAACAAGUGUCGUUCGAAAAACAGGAACUGCAAAAUCAGAGGAACGAAAUGCUCUUCUGCAGAUACUGGAAGCCCAAAGGAAAUCCAAGAGCAGCUGUAAUGCUGAUGCAUGGUUAUGCAGAGCACUUGAGGUGGUACCACGAUGUUGGAGUCGGAUUGGCAAACGAGGGCUUUCUUGCUUUUGGACAUGACCAUAUUGGCCAUGGUCGAAGUGGUGGUGAUAAGGUGAUUAUAGAGGACGUGGAGCACAUGGUCGAUGACGUCAUGAUUCACGCCCAAGCCAUUCGUGACCACUACCCUGAAGUGCCCCUAUUCUUCGUUGGGCACAGCAUGGGCGGUCUUGUUGCCUUUUUGUCAGCGAUGAGGAGCCCACCUCAAUUAAAAGGGGUGGUGCUCAAUGGACCCUUCCUUAUGCUUGGAAAGGACGUGAGGUCGCCUAUUCGUAAAUUUGCUGCCAGAACUCUUUGCAAAAUCCUGCCCUCUUUACAGGUAGGUAAAUUAAAAAUGGACCACGUGACGGGAGACAAGGAAAUGAUCGAGGUGAUUAUGAAAGACCCACUGUGGUGGACAGGUGGGGUCAAACUGAAAACGGGCACCGCCCUGCUUAACUCCGUUGAGAAAGUCCACGAAAAGUUCCCACUGUUUGACGUGCCUUUUUUGAUAAUACACGGUGCGACUGAUAAGAUUUGCGACGUCGAGGGAUCGCAAGACCUGCUCAAACAGUCUCCCUCCAAAGAUAAGCAAAUCAAGUUGUAUGAAGGUGCCGAACAUCACCUUUACAUUGAUAAAAAGCCAGUGAGGGAAGCGGCCAUCAGAGACACCGUCCAGUGGGUGUGCGAGAGAGUUUGAGGAAAAACCGCUUCGCAGAAAAAGAGGAGAGAAAGUUCCUCUUAAAUGAUAAAAAAAAAUGCUUACGAUAUUUGAAGCAAACAAAGGCUGAGAAAAAAAUUGUUACUAUAAAGCAACUUCGUAAUAUUUUUUCAAUAAAAAAUGUUAUUUAACUUUUUGUGGAA
This is a messenger RNA of Neocloeon triangulifer, 1164 nucleotides long. RefSeq names its product monoglyceride lipase-like. Bases 104 to 1000 code for a protein of 298 amino acids. NCBI's taxonomy places the organism in Eukaryota, Metazoa, Arthropoda, Insecta, Ephemeroptera, Baetidae. The record is from RefSeq and is a predicted model, not a curated record. Gene Ontology annotation, molecular function: lipase activity. Gene Ontology annotation, cellular component: membrane. The transcript is spliced from 7 exons.